Messenger RNA from Arachis stenosperma, 1954 nucleotides. Its product is annotated as PHD finger protein ING1-like. Bases 952 to 1671 code for a protein of 239 amino acids. The transcript is spliced from 10 exons. The record is from RefSeq and is a predicted model, not a curated record. Gene Ontology annotation, cellular component: nucleus. NCBI's taxonomy places the organism in Eukaryota, Viridiplantae, Streptophyta, Magnoliopsida, Fabales, Fabaceae.
UCUAUCUCCACUACACGGAACCCUAGCCCCCUUUUCUUUCUCUCUCCCGCCAACAGCAGCAGGAGGCCAGGAGCCACCGCCUAGUGCCCAACGCCGUCGUCGCCGACGAACUCGUCUCCUCAGCCAGCGUCCAGCCUCGUCGUCGCCGAUCCUCUUCUCCUGGAUCCCAUCUCCUCGCGUCGCUAGGUCUCAUCGCCGAACGGGUGGAGGGUGCUGUCGCCGCCGGGUGGAACUGAUCGUGGUGGCAUCAAGAAUCAUCGCCUGUGGAAGGUGAAGGUAUACUCGUCGCCUGUCAUCGUUUCUCUCUGUCGCCGUCGAGCUCUCUCUCUGACGCCGUCGAGCUCUCUCUGUGUCGCCGUCGUGCCCUCUCUGUGUCGCCGUCGAACCCUCUCUCUGUGUCGCCAUUGAGCUCUCGAUCUCUCUGUGUCGCCGUCGAGCUCAACGACCCUUCCUCCGUUGCUAUUUCAAUCUACAUUCUGCAUAAUACUGUCUAAACAUGCUGCUGCUACUUCAAUCAGCAUUCUGCAAUAUGCUUUAAUGAAAUGGCUCAAGAUUGAAGAUGAUGAGGCAAUCUUCUUCAGGAAGCAACACGUACAGUGAGAUUACCACCUCUAGAAGAACUGUUUCUCAUGAUCUCAAAUCUGUGUUUUGAUGUUUUUGAUUUGGUGCUUGAUGUUAGUUUAGAAGAAGCCAUUUUGGAAUGAAAUCAGAUUUACAUCUUAUUAGUUUGGUGUUUGUUGACUGAACCAGAUUGGUAGGAAAAUCUUAACCAAAAAUUAUAGAAACGUCCCCCAACCUGCCUCUAGCGUCGUCCGCGCUCGCUUUCCUCUGUCACAGUCGGCUCUUCUUUUCUGGUUGAAUGCUAUCUCUCUCUGUCUAAUCGUCUCAGCCGCAUAACACAGGCCUGACAAAGCAGCGGAGACAUCGGAGUCCGGACGGAGCACAGCCCUAAUGUCGUUCCUUGAGGAAUUUCAAGCCAAUUUGGAGUCUCUACCCGUUAUUCUUCAGAAGAAGUAUGCCUUGCUGCGUGACCUAGAUAAGAGUUUACAGGAGAUCCAAAGGCAAAAUGAACACCGUUGUGAACAAGAAAUUGAAGAUAUUAGGCGAGGAGUUAGGUCUGGAAACAUCACACCCGAUACUUCGGUUAUUCGAUUUUCCAAUGAAGCACUUGAUGAGCAAAAGCAUAGCAUUAGGAUUGCUGAUGAAAAGGUUGCCCUGGCUGUCCAGGCAUAUGAUUUGGUGGAUACACACAUACAACAACUUGAUCAGUAUCUGAAGAAGUUUGAUGAGGAGCUUAGGCGCGAAAGGGAAAAUGCUGCAAUAAGUGGAGUUCCUGCUUCAGCUCCUGAUGGCAAUACAAAAUCUGGAAGGGGUAAUGAAGGUGGCAGAGGAGGGCGUAAAAAACGCCAAACAUCUGUUGCAGUGGCAACAGAAGCACAACCUGCACCUGUGAACCCAACUGGCAUGGAAUUGGAUUUGCCAGUUGAUCCAAAUGAACCCACAUACUGCUUUUGUAACCAAGUUAGCUAUGGCGAGAUGGUUGCCUGUGAUAACCCUGACUGCAAGAUAGAGUGGUUUCAUUUUGGUUGUGUUGGUCUGAAAGAACAACCAAAAGGAAAAUGGUAUUGUUCAAAUUGCGCAGCAACAAAAAAUCGUCGCAGAGGCAAAUGAGGUUUGACAGAAGAACAAGAUUAAUAGUAAAAUGGGUGACUGUAUAUUGUUAAUAUGUUUAGAAGACGCAACUUUAAUGUUUCAGGGCCUUGAAACUUUGCAUCACCGGCCGUCUUUGCAUCUUACGUUAUUGAUCUUGCAAAUGGAGCUAUUAUUUCGUUGUUAGGUCAAGCUUUCAUAAAGAGAGGAUAUUUUUGUAUAGAUUUUGUGCAGAAUGUAAACUAAAAUUAUUACAAAGUUUACUUGAAUUAUAGUUAAUUCACCUAAUAAGUUGACCAAGAAA